This is a messenger RNA of Musca domestica (house fly), 3592 nucleotides long. It is a transcript of the gene sac, whose product is annotated as dynein axonemal heavy chain 1. Gene Ontology annotation, biological process: microtubule-based movement. The record is from RefSeq and is a predicted model, not a curated record. NCBI's taxonomy places the organism in Eukaryota, Metazoa, Arthropoda, Insecta, Diptera, Muscidae. Bases 235 to 3525 code for a protein of 1096 amino acids. Gene Ontology annotation, molecular function: dynein light intermediate chain binding; dynein intermediate chain binding; minus-end-directed microtubule motor activity. The transcript is spliced from 3 exons. Gene Ontology annotation, cellular component: dynein complex.
UGGAGGAGCCUGUUUUAUGGAAGAAUCUGUUCCAGAACCAGGAAGAAUAUACUAGUUUUGCAAUUUUUAUACCCUCCACCAUACAUAGCAUAGAGGGUAUAUUAAGUUCGUCAUUCCGUUUGUAACUCAUCGAAAUAAUAAUUUUAAACAUAACAAAGUAUAUAUAUUCAGGUCAAGUUCGAAGAUGGGCUAUAUCGGUCCACGAUAUCGUAUGGCCCCCAUAUAACUGAGGGUAUGCAGCUGUCGGCAAAAUCGACUGAUUCUAGAGGUUCGAUUUUUGCCGAAGGCUCCACAUCCCCACGGACAUCUAUACCAAAUGCCUUCUACGAGUCUCGCCGCACCACAAUCUACUCGCAGGGUAUUGUAAUACCUACCCGCGAUUCAACAUUGGACGAGAGUCCACCCAUCACCGUUAAGGUUUGUCAACAAACCAAUGAGUCGGCCGUUCACUUCAAGGAAUUGACCAUCGAACGUGACAAGCUACCCAAUUACGAAUACAACAUUGAAUUGGCCCAGAGAUGGCUUACGCUGGAGGGUAAAAAUGGCCGCAUACAUAAAUUCCCCUUGAAAACCAUACUACCCAAGGUCCAGAUGACAAGGCGAGUGCCGGCCAAACAGUUACCCCGUGAUGUGGAGGUGGAUCGUAGGCGAAGGCUUUUCAAUAAAGUCGAUUUGUGUCAAGAGCUGGCCAAGGCGGGUCUGAGUGUGGAGGAAUUAUUACCCUCCGAGGAGGACUAUUUUGGCAUGUCCGAGAAAACUUUUAAACAUUUUCUACCCUUGAGUUUUUUCGAUGAUCCCGGCAUGGAAAGUCAUACCCCAGAGAUUUGGUUGUCUCUGGGAGUGGUGGAGGGUGAUCAAAGAUAUCCGCUGCCAGCCAAGGCUUUCCUACCCCUGCAACAAAGUUUGCGCCACUAUGAAUGGCAAGAUGCAGCAGUGAGUGAUUAUGAUUUUGAACGAGGCAAAUGGAAGGUUAUGAUAUUGUCGGAUGAAUGCUGUUACGAGGUGCCGGGUAUACAAAUUAUGUUUUUGGCCGAAAAUCCUUUUUUGUUUGUGGAACGCCUGCGCUCGGCUGUGGAGCAACGCAAUAUGGCCGAGUCGCAAAUAAUGAUGGAGACAAUUGCAGAUUGUGUGCUCAGACAGAAUAUGGAGGAAAGACAUUAUUAUGGCAACAAACUUCUUGAGCGUCUUAUGGCAAAUGUCAAUACGGAUGAGGUAUUUUAUCAGCAAUUGUGGCAUGAGAUCUACUUGCUGUUCGAACACUUAAUGGCCUGUUAUGAUUUGCAGAGAUUUGUACAAAUCUCGCCCAAACAAUUUCCCAUGUUGCGGCCGGAUAUAAUAGCUCGGUUUCUGCCCAAGGCCUUUGUAUCGCUGCAAAGUGAAAAAGAGAGGGAAAUAAUUAAAGGAUUCAAAAUCGACAUACCAAAGAGAGGCUAUGAAGUCCUAAACUCCUCGCUUUAUUACACCGGUGGAGGCAUAGAGGCCAUGAGUAAUGUGGCCGCCGAAUGUUUGUACAUUGAAACCUUGAACCUCUUCAUUUGUAAUUUUGCCAAAGCCCUACCCUUGGCGGAUUUCCUAGGCAUUCAACAACAACAAAGUACCCAGGUGUCGGGUUAUUUAAAAAAUUCCUGGCCCAGUAAAUUGGCCGCCGGCAUAAUUAUGGUCUUGCGGCCACUGGGCAAAGGAUGGCUGGAUAUAGGCUUGGAUAAAUGGCGUAUCUAUGAAAUGUGUAAAAUAUUUCGUUUCAUUUUACAAACCAAAUUCCGCAUGCAAGAAUCUAUGCAGGUACUUUUGGAGAAUUCCAUUGAAACUUUUACGCAUUUCCUCAGUGAUCCUUGUUUGGGCUUCCUCGACUUGGACGAGUCUUAUGAGUGGACAAGUGAUUUUAUAAAUUCUGAAUUUCCCUAUGCCAAGCCCAUAUUCUCGCUAGUCAUAAGUGUAACGGAAGAUACCCGGGAGGUCAUCUAUUCCACAAGUCCCGAGGAAUUUCCACCUGCCCUCAAGGAAGUUUUCAAAAAAAGUUUGGAGAAAACCAGCGGUGUGCGCUGCAUUGAUGCCGAAACGCUGCAAAAUUUGCGAUUUGCCCCAAAUCUCUUCAUACUCACCGUGGAACUCAUCGAAGAUCUCUAUGUGCGCUGUAAUGAUUUACUCCAGCGUUGUUAUUUAAAGGCCAUUGGGCCUCUGCACUCCUAUGCUCGGAAAUAUGAACGUUUUGUGGAAUUCUAUUUGCUACACGUACCCACCUACAUGGCCGAAUAUCGGGCAGCCCAGAAAACCUCAAUGCAAGUGAAGGCGGAUAUUUUGGAACACAAACGCUGCAAAGAGGAAAUGCGUGAAAUUCUCCCCGCAUCCAUAAGCAUUGGACCCUUCCAGGUCAUAGUCGAUCCCAUGAAGCAGUAUAUGAUACGAAAACGUAUUGAAAUUGUCAAGCGUAUUUUCGAAUACUACAUUGAUCGAAUGUAUGACAGCAAUGAACGUCUGCUGGAACGUUGCCUGGAAAUCUACAAUCGUAUCAAUGAAAAACCACAGAGCAUAGAACAUCUCUUUGACAUACGCAACUUUGCCCUGACCAUACCGGAAUUGGUGGAGCAGCUGAGGGCAGAUAUACAAAUAAUGUGGCUAGAAUAUGAUAUGUUGGAUAGUUUUUUCUAUAAUCUACCCGAUCAUCAAUUUGCCAUGAAAUGGGAGGCAUAUGCAUGGCCUAAACAGAUUCUGGAUCGUCUAAGUACACUGAAGGAGGAACAGAAACUGGAUAUUGAAGAAUUUAAGCGAUUGCAUUUGAGUGAAUGCAUUGGUUUCGAGGAACGUCUGGAAUCGCUGAAUGAUGAGAUACAGCAGUUUUCUUUGCAAUUCAAUCCGAAAAAGGUCAUGGAGACGGCCGUGGAGGUCAAAAAGACCUGGAAAGUGAUACAAGACCUUCAAAAACUCGGCGAAACUUUACGCUAUCGUCAGGAACUUUUCGAAUUGGAAGAAUUUUCACUGGAAUUUUUGGCAAGCAUUAUCGAGGGAUUCUUACCAUACAAAAACCUCUGGUAUGCCUGUCAAGAUCUGGUCAAAUUGGAAGAAGCCACCGUGGGCAAUCCCAUAGUCAAUAUCGAACUGGCCGAUGUAUGGCAAGCUAUGGAAGUAAUUAAGAAUUCCCUCAACGAGGCAUUAGAGAUUUUCAAUGAAAAACCUGAAAUUCAAAAUGUUGCCAAUUAUUUUCUACAAGUUCUGGAUGAAUUCAUACCAAAAUAUAAUGCCAUACAGGAUUUGAAAAAUGAAAAUUGGCUGUACUUGCAUUGGCAAGAGCUAGGCCAGCGUUCCGGUAUGGAUAUUAAAUAUUCGGCCGCCAUGAAUUUUCAAUACUGUAUGCGUAAGGGUAUGAUGGAUCAUUUGGAAUUGGUGCAUGAAAUAUCGGAAAAGGCCACCAAUGAGGCUGAUGCCAUACGUCAGGCAUGGGAGGAGGAAGAGCGACGCAAGGAGGAGGAACGACAGGCUAUAUUGAUGCGUAAGGCGAUGCGGAAGUGUCGAAGGGAUAUUGUGUAGAUGACUUUAUAUAUUCAUCUUUUGUUAAAAUAAUAUAUAAAUAAAUAAUUGAAAACCUAAAAACAAA